Messenger RNA from Cavia porcellus (domestic guinea pig), 9520 nucleotides. It is a transcript of the gene Stag2, whose product is annotated as STAG2 cohesin complex component. The record is from RefSeq and is a predicted model, not a curated record. Bases 607 to 4407 code for a protein of 1266 amino acids. Gene Ontology annotation, molecular function: chromatin binding. Gene Ontology annotation, biological process: sister chromatid cohesion. The transcript has 35 exons. NCBI's taxonomy places the organism in Eukaryota, Metazoa, Chordata, Mammalia, Rodentia, Caviidae. Gene Ontology annotation, cellular component: chromatin; nucleus; cohesin complex.
ACGCUGAACCCGGGAGUGGGGCGGCCAGGAUUGGCUGGUGGUGGGGAGGAGGACGCUGGGUGGGAGGGCUCAGAGCCAGGCGUUGCAGUACCGGCUCUGUGCCGCUAGAUGACGCCCCCUCCCAACGGGAGCCGGGCGCGGGUUCCUGGCCGACAGAUGGCGCCUGCGCGUUCCAUUCGCCUCCAAGUCGCUGAAGAGCGAACACCCCAAACAAUCCCGAAGCGCCACCAAAAAAAAAAAAAAAAAAGAAAAAAAAAGAAAGAAAGAAAAAAAAAAAAAGAAAAAAAAACCCCGCCGGAUCCGAUCGCCACUUUCAAAACCCCCCACCGUUCUAGAACCGCGGGAGCUUCCGUCCCUGAGUAGAAUUCGAGGGUGUAAAGAAGAGGAAGGGGAAAAAAAAAUCUUGUACCAGCCCAGGGGUGAAGAAGCCCCCGGCCUGAGAAAGAAGGAAGGAGUGGGGGAGGUGAACAGUCUCGUUGCUGCCUCCGUGUACGCUGAGGGGGGAGGAAUUGUCUUUCUUAGAAGAAAGAAACAAUAUACCAUUUUACUCACGUAAAUAUAUGAGUAUAUUUCUGAUAUUGGAGUGUUCCAGAAGAUGAUAAAGAAAUGAUAGCAGCUCCAGAAAUACCAACUGAUUUUAAUCUACUACAGGAGUCAGAAACGCAUUUUUCUUCUGACACAGAUUUUGAGGACAUUGAAGGAAAAAACCAAAAGCAAGGGAAAGGCAAAACUUGUAAAAAAGGCAAAAAGGGCCCAGGAGAAAAGAGCAAGGGUGGAAAUGGAGGAGGGAAACCUCCUUCUGGUCCAAACCGAAUGAAUGGUCAUCACCAACAGAAUGGAGUGGAAAACAUGAUGUUAUUUGAAGUUGUUAAAAUGGGCAAGAGUGCUAUGCAGUCGGUGGUAGAUGAUUGGAUAGAAGCGUACAAGCAUGACCGAGAUAUAGCACUUCUUGACCUUAUCAACUUUUUUAUUCAGUGUUCGGGCUGUAAAGGAGUUGUCACAGCAGAAAUGUUUAGACAUAUGCAGAACUCUGAGAUAAUUCGGAAAAUGACUGAAGAAUUUGAUGAGGAUAGUGGAGAUUAUCCACUUACCAUGGCUGGUCCUCAAUGGAAGAAGUUCAAAUCCAGCUUUUGUGAAUUUAUUGGUGUAUUAGUACGGCAAUGUCAAUAUAGUAUCAUAUAUGAUGAGUACAUGAUGGAUACAGUCAUUUCACUUCUUACAGGAUUAUCUGACUCACAAGUCAGAGCAUUUCGACACACAAGCACCUUGGCAGCUAUGAAGUUAAUGACAGCUUUGGUGAAUGUGGCACUAAAUCUUAGCAUUAAUAUGGAUAAUACACAAAGGCAAUAUGAGGCAGAACGGAAUAAAAUGAUUGGAAAACGAGCCAAUGAGAGACUGGAACUCUUGCUACAAAAACGGAAAGAGCUUCAGGAAAAUCAAGAUGAAAUAGAAAAUAUGAUGAAUGCAAUAUUUAAAGGAGUGUUUGUACAUAGAUACAGGGAUGCAAUAGCUGAAAUCCGAGCUAUAUGCAUUGAGGAGAUUGGCAUUUGGAUGAAAAUGUAUAGUGAUGCUUUUCUUAAUGACAGUUAUUUAAAAUACGUUGGUUGGACUAUGCAUGAUAAGCAAGGUGAGGUAAGACUCAAGUGUCUUACUGCUCUACAAGGGCUUUAUUAUAACAAAGAGCUUAAUUCCAAACUGGAGCUAUUUACCAGUCGGUUCAAGGAUAGAAUUGUGUCUAUGACCCUUGACAAAGAAUAUGAUGUUGCAGUACAAGCAAUAAAAUUACUGACUCUUGUUUUACAGAGUAGUGAAGAAGUUCUUACUGCUGAAGAUUGUGAAAAUGUCUAUCAUCUGGUUUAUUCAGCUCAUCGACCAGUAGCAGUAGCAGCUGGAGAAUUUCUCUAUAAAAAGCUCUUCAGUCGUAGAGAUCCAGAGGAGGAUGGAAUAAUGAAAAGAAGGGGAAGACAAGGUCCAAAUGCCAACCUUGUUAAGACAUUGGUAUUUUUCUUUUUGGAAAGUGAGUUGCAUGAACAUGCAGCAUACCUUGUGGAUAGCAUGUGGGACUGUGCUACUGAGCUGCUGAAAGACUGGGAAUGUAUGAAUAGCUUGUUGCUAGAGGAGCCACUUACUGGAGAGGAAGCACUAACAGACAGACAAGAGAGUGCUCUGAUUGAAAUAAUGCUUUGUACUAUUAGACAAGCUGCUGAAUGUCAUCCUCCUGUUGGAAGAGGGACAGGAAAAAGGGUGCUGACAGCGAAAGAGAAGAAGACCCAGUUGGAUGACAGGACAAAAAUCACUGAACUAUUUGCUGUCGCCCUUCCUCAGUUAUUAGCAAAAUACUCUGUAGAUGCGGAAAAGGUGACUAACUUGUUGCAGUUGCCUCAGUACUUUGAUUUGGAAAUAUAUACCACUGGACGAUUAGAAAAGCAUUUGGAUGCCUUACUGCGCCAGAUACGAAAUAUUGUAGAGAAGCACACAGAUACAGAUGUUUUAGAAGCAUGUUCUAAAACUUACCAUGCACUCUGUAAUGAAGAAUUCACAAUCUUCAACAGAGUUGAUAUUUCAAGAAGUCAACUGAUAGAUGAAUUGGCAGAUAAAUUUAACCGGCUUCUUGAGGAUUUUCUACAAGAGGGUGAAGAACCUGAUGAAGAUGAUGCUUAUCAGGUAUUGUCAACAUUGAAGAGAAUCACUGCAUUUCAUAAUGCUCAUGAUCUUUCUAAAUGGGAUCUGUUUGCUUGUAAUUACAAACUGUUGAAAACCGGAAUUGAAAACGGAGAUAUGCCUGAGCAGAUUGUUAUUCAUGCACUUCAGUGUACUCACUAUGUAAUCCUUUGGCAGCUUGCUAAGAUAACUGAAAGCAGCUCUACAAAGGAGGAUUUACUACGUUUGAAGAAACAGAUGAGGGUAUUUUGUCAAAUAUGUCAGCAUUACCUGACCAACGUGAAUACUACUGUUAAGGAACAGGCCUUCACUAUUCUAUGUGAUAUUUUGAUGAUCUUCAGCCAUCAGAUUAUGUCAGGAGGACGAGACAUGUUAGAGCCAUUAGUUUACACCCCUGAUUCUUCAUUGCAGUCAGAGUUGCUCAGCUUUAUUUUGGAUCAUGUCUUCAUUGAACAGGAUGAUGAUAAUAAUAGUGCAGAUGGUCAGCAAGAGGAUGAAGCCAGUAAAAUUGAAGCUUUGCACAAGAGGAGAAAUUUACUUGCAGCCUUUUGUAAGCUAAUUGUAUAUACUGUGGUAGAGAUGAAUACAGCUGCAGAUAUCUUCAAGCAGUAUAUGAAGUAUUAUAAUGAUUAUGGAGAUAUCAUCAAAGAAACGAUGAGUAAAACAAGGCAAAUAGACAAAAUUCAGUGUGCUAAGACUCUUAUUCUCAGUUUGCAACAGCUUUUUAAUGAGAUGAUACAAGAAAAUGGCUACAAUUUUGAUAGAUCAUCUUCAACAUUUAGUGGCAUAAAAGAACUUGCUCGACGUUUUGCUUUAACUUUUGGACUUGAUCAAUUGAAAACAAGAGAAGCCAUUGCCAUGCUACAUAAAGAUGGCAUAGAAUUUGCUUUUAAAGAACCUAAUCCACAAGGGGAGAGCCAUCCACCUUUAAAUUUGGCAUUUCUUGAUAUCCUAAGUGAAUUUUCUUCUAAACUACUUCGACAAGACAAAAGAACAGUGUACGUUUACUUGGAGAAGUUCAUGACCUUUCAGAUGUCACUCAGGAGAGAAGAUGUGUGGCUUCCACUGAUGUCUUAUAGAAAUUCUUUGCUAGCUGGUGGUGAUGAUGACACAAUGUCAGUCAUUAGUGGAAUCAGCAGUCGGGGGUCUACUGUACGGAGUAAAAAAUCAAAACCAUCUACAGGAAAACGGAAAGUGGUUGAGGGCAUGCAGCUUGCACUCACUGAAGAAAGCAGUAGUAGUGACAGUAUGUGGUUAAGCAGAGAGCAAACCCUGCAUACCCCUGUUAUGAUGCAGACACCACAGCUUACCUCGACUAUUAUGAGAGAACCCAAAAGAUUACGGCCUGAGGAUAGCUUCAUGAGUGUCUAUCCAAUGCAGACUGAGCAUCAUCAAACUCCUCUUGAUUAUAACACGCAGGUAACAUGGAUGUUAGCUCAAAGACAACAAGAGGAAGCAAGGCAACAGCAGGAGAGAGCAGCAAUGAGCUAUGUUAAACUGCGAACUAAUCUUCAGCAUGCCAUUCGGCGUGGUACAAGCCUAAUGGAAGAUGAUGAAGAGCCAAUUGUUGAAGACGUUAUGAUGUCCUCAGAAGGAAGGAUUGAGGAUCUUAAUGAGGGAAUGGAUUUUGACACAAUGGAUAUAGACUUGCCACCAUCAAAGAACAGACGAGAGAGAACAGAACUGAAGCCUGAUUUCUUUGAUCCAGCUUCAAUUAUGGAUGAAUCAGAUUAUGGGGUCUUAUAGCUGACUUGCUGUUAGGAAGUGGAUCUGGUCAGAAAAGGCCUCUCUGCCAUGCUGUCCUGCCUUGAAGCCAGUGGACUACAGACUGAAAAUAACUAAGACAAUAUAAGAGAAAUGACAGAGGACUGUGAUUCUGUUUACAGAAGAGAAAGUUCCAUAGGUGAAGCGUCAUUGGAGUCAUUGAAUGAUUGUUGGAUAUUACUCAUUAUUUCUAAUUUAUCUAAGUUAUGGAUAUGAAGUUUUAAGAAAAACAGUGUGUGAUGGAAAAUGUUGGAAACAGUUGCUGAGGCAGGAUAUCAAGAGUGGAAAAGAACUGCUAGACCAAUGAUGUCCUCUGAAACCAAAAACACACAGAAAAUCUAAAAACUUCCUGGGGAAACUUUUCCAUUUAACUGCAUUUUAUGGUUUUGGAAAAAUUGAGAACAGAUUAUUCCACUACAAGGGAUAUCUUGAACAGCAGAUAGGUUGCCCUCAAACUUCUAAUUGUCUAUUUCUGAUUAAAAGGAAGGUCAGCUGCAUCCGAUACAUAUUAUGGAUUGCAUUUUAGAAGAGAAAAAAGAUAAAAAGUAGAAAAACUGGUCAAACCUAAAUCCCCAUUUUACUUAAUGUUAAGGUAUCAAAGUUGGUUUCUUGGUUUUGACAAAUGUACUAUGGCCAUAUAAGGUGUUAAACUUUGGAAAAACUGGGUGAGAACAUAUAAGACUUGUCUGCACUGUCUCUGUAGUUAUCUAGGAAUCUAAAUUUAUUCCAAAAUUUUGAAAAAAAUUAAAAAUAUCCAAAACUAAGAGAAAAUAAUAAAUGAAAGCAGGCGGGUGAGCUGGGCUUGGUGGAGCAUGCCUAUAAUCCCGGAGACUGAGACAGGAGGUUCAUUGCAAGUUUGAGACCAGCCUGCGUUACAAAGUGAGCAAAAUGUCAACCUGAGCUGCAAUGGCAAGAUUUUGUAGAAAGAAAGAAAAGAAAGGAAGGAAGGAAGGAAGAAAGAAAGAAAGAAAGGAAGGAAGGAAGGAAGGAAGGAAGGAAGGAAGAAAGAAAGAAAGAAAGAAAGAAAGAAAGAAAGAAAGAAAGAAAAAGAAGGAAAGAAAGAAAGAAGGGAAGGAAGGAAGGAAGAAGGGAAGGAAGGAAGGAAGGAAGAAAGGAAGGAAGGAAGGAAGGAAGGAAGGAAGGAAGGAAGAAAAGAAAUAUAGCAGGCUGGCGGGUUUAUGUAGGGGGAUAUUGCCCUCAGGACAAGACAGAAUCAACAGCGGUCAGACAUGAAUGAUAUAAUGAUCAUGCCAAACAUGGAAUGGAAAGUUAGAUAAUGGAACACAGUUAAAGGAAAAAAAGUAAAAAGAAUCGCUUCAGGAUAAUUAUUGUAAAUUUUGAGAAAAUUAUCUCAAAAACAAUAAAAUGUGUACUACAAUAAAACAGCAUUGAUAUAAACACAUUCUCAAACAGGUUAUUCUUUAGUCUUUAGGAAUGUUCAAUUUACAUGGAAUUAGCAUAUCCCAUCUUUGGUAAAAGUUACAAGAAAUACAGAUGUGAUUUUCCUCUUCUGUACAGAUGUUAUCUUUGGGUUUUUUUUUUAAACAGGUACAUGUUUAUUGUACAUAAUGAUUAUAUUCAUCGUGGGGAGUUGGUACAGAUGCGUAAUGCAUCUCUUCUUUGUUCAUUUCUCUUUCUUUCCCUUUUCCCUCUGCCCUUGGUCUCCUCAACCCCUUCCCUUUUCAAAUGAUCUAUCUCUCUAUCUCCUAUUAUUGGUCUUUUAUUUUGUUCUUAAUUUAUAUUUUGGAUUCCUCGUAUAAGACAAACCAUGUGAUAUUUAAGCUUGUGUGUCAUUUAUUUCAUUUAACAUUAUGGUUUCAAGAUGAAUCCAUUUUCCUAUAAAUGACUCAAAUUCGUCUUACUUAAUGGCAGAGUAAUACUCCAUUGUGUAUACGUACACAUUUUCUUUAUUCAGUCUCUUGUUCAUGAACAGAUGGGCUGCUUCUAAGAUUUAGUUUUUGUGAGUUGUGCUGCUGUAAACACGGGUAAUGUAUGUAUCACUGUAAUAUGAUGGCUUUAACUGUUUCAGAAAGAUACCUAAAAGGGAAAUAUCUAGGUGAAAUAGAAUUUCUAGUUUUGUUAUGCUUUGUAGUUUUUGAGAAAUCUCAACACUCCAUAGCAUUUGAACUAGUUUGCAUUCCCACCACCAACAAAGAAGGGUUCUAUUUCUCCUGAAGCCUCACCAAGCAUUUGUUACUAUUAGAACAAAUGGCUAUUCUUGAUGAUAGUCAUUCUUUCUAGAGUAAGAUAAAAUUUGAGUGCUUUUAAAUAUUUCAUCUCUCCAAUGACUUAAGAUGUUGAUCACUUUUUGAUGUAUUUGUUGGCUGUUUGCACUUCUUCUAAGAAUUAUCUAUUCAUUUCAUUUGCUCAUUUUCUGAUUGGAUCUUUUAUUUUGAGGAGGUCUAAUUUUUUGAGUCCGUUAUAUAUUCUAGAUAUUAGUCCCCUGUCAAUGGAAUAGCAGGCAAUUUUUUCCCAUUCUAUAAAUUAUCUCUUCACUUGGUUAUUUCUCUUGCUGUGCAGAAGUGUUUUAAUUUGCUAUGAUCCCAUUUGUUGAUUUUUGGUGCUAUUUCUUGUGGAAUCCGGCUCUGUUCAGGAAAUUCUGUGCCUGUGCCUAUGCCUUCAAGAUUUUACAUAUUUCAUCUUCCAGAAUAUUGUUUGGGUUUUAUCAUUUCGAUCUUUGAGUCAUUUUUAUUUUAGUACAUAUAGAGUAAGUCUUCUGCAGGUUGAUAGCCAGUUUCCCCAGAAUCAUUUGUUAAAAAGCCUGUCUUUCCUCCAGAGUAUAUUUUUGGACCCUUUGUGAAAGCUCAGAUGGUGGAAUGUGGCUGGAGCUGCUUCUGCAUUCUUUCUCUUGUUCCAUUGAUUCACAUAUCUGGAUUUGUGCCAUUACCAUGCUAUUUUUAUUCUAGUGUAGCUUGUAGUAUAACUUGAAGUUGGAUUAUGAUGCUUCCUAGUUUACUCUUGUUGCCCAGGGUUAGAUUUGCUAUUCUGGGGCUCUUGUGGUUCCAUAUGAAUAUUAUUUUUGAACUGUUAUUCUUCUUAUUAGUACAUAUUUGUCAUAAAUGUUGAUUGCAUUCAUCAUAGGGAAUCUGUACCUGUACAUAAGUCAUCUCAGUUCUUUGUUCCCAUUCCUCUCUCCUCCUUCCAGCCCUUCUUCCUCUUCCCAUUUACAGAAGCUUUGUUUGUGGAGGACCACUUGGAUGAUGCUCCUUGAAAGAACAGUUGUCUUCAUUUUAUCUAAAAUUUUCAUGUAUUGACACAUACAGAGCUGGCUAGGACAUUUCCUUAUCCCCUCAAUUGGCUUUAAAAAAUGGACUAGCCAGGUACUGAAGUAUAUAGUCUUUGAAGCAAUGGGACAGAUCAGUGUUGCCCUGCCUGUAGCUCCCAAGAAAUAUGUGAGCCAGGCAUGGAGAGCCAGAGUCACAUUAUCUGCAGAUUAGUCUCUCCGUAUCUCUUUCUAACUGCAUAUUGCAGAGGUGAUUUUAGGGUUCCUACCUUGCCCACAUGCUCACAUGCUUCCCCUACUGUUAUAGUCACUCAUCCCCAAGCCACUCCCCUAUUCAUGAAUUAAUAAAAUCUGAAUUCAACCAUGGAUUGAGGCCUUUGCUUUGGUUAGCCAUUGUAGUAGUUGGACUGAGGACUUCCUUGACUCCCCACAACUACAAAAUAUGCCCUAGUGUCUUUAUUCUUGCCAUGUGUCGUGCUGGAAGUGGUACACUGGAAUUAACUUACUAGAAUUUCAGUAAUUUUUCCAUGGGAUUACCAAUGUGGAUUUGCUGCACCAUGAUGAAUUCUAGAAGGGCUUUCUAUAUUUGCUGACAUUUUCCUUCUGUUCUCUUUUUUCCUUUUCCUUUCCUUCCCUUCCCCCCUCCCUUCUUCCUUGAACAAGUUCUUCUUACUUCCUAAUACCCAUCAUCCAUUCUGCUCCUUAUUUAUACUUUAGGUUUCUAACACAAGAGAAAUCAUAAGAUAUUUAAAUUUGUCUGUCCAAUUUAUUUCACUUAAGAUUGUAGUCUCAAGGUACAUCCAUUUUCCUACAAAUUAUUCAAAUUUGUCUUUCUUUAUGGCAGAGUAGUACCCUGUUGUAUAUAAAUACCACAUUGUGUUUAUCCAUUUACCUUUUAGUGGGCACAGGGGCAGCUUGCAAGAUUUAGCAAUUAUAAAUUGUGCUGCUAUAAGCAUAAGUAUCCAUAUAUCACUAUGAUAUGAAGCUUUUAACUCUUUCAGGAAGAUGCCUAGAAAGGGAAUAUUUGGGUCAAAUGGAACCUCUAGUUUUAGUUUUUUGAGGAAUUCUAUACUGGCUUCCAUGAUGGUUGUAUCAGUAUAUAUCCCCAGCAAUGGAAAACAGUUCCUUUUCCCCUACAGACUCACCAGCAUUUGUUUGUUGAUUUCCUGAUGAUAGCCAUUCUUUCUUGGGUGAGAUGGAAUCUGUGUUGUUUUAAUUUGCAUUUUAAGAAAGACCAAUGGUUUUGAAAAUUUUUUCAUAUAUUUAGUUGCUGUUUGCAUAUCUUCAUCUGAAAAAUGUCUGUUUAUUUCAGAAGGCCAUUUUUUGAUUGGAUUUUUAAAAUUGGGUUUUUGAUUUUUUUUGCAAUCUUUCUAUAUUCUAAAUAUAAUCCUUUGAAGAGUAACUGGUAAACUUUUUUCCAAUCUGUGGAUUGUCUCUAUACUCUUGGUGGUCUAUUUUGCUUUGCAGAAGCUUUUCAAUUUGAGUCUUUGUAAUAUUUCCGUACAAUCAAGAUUUUGCUCAUAAAGUCUUUGUCUGCACUUAUGUCUUCUAGAGGUUUAUCUAUUCUGUCUUCCACCAGAUUAUGUUUCUGUUUUAAUAUUUAGACCUUUAAUCCACUUCAGUUUUACUUUACUGCAUGAUGAGAGACAUUGGUCAAGGUUCAAUUUUUAGCAUGUGAAAAGACAGUUUUCUCUCCCCAAUUUUUUUUCUGCACAAUAUUUUAAAGGGGCUAUUUUUCUUUCAGUGAAGGUUUUGGCCCCUUUGUCAAAAAUAAGGCAGCCAAGUGUAUCUGGAAUUUUUCCUGUAUCUGUUAUCCUGUUUCAUUGAUACUCAGCUUUCAUUUGUUUGUUUUCUUUUUGCCAUUACCAUGAU